This is a messenger RNA of Chara braunii, 1176 nucleotides long. Lineage: Eukaryota; Viridiplantae; Streptophyta; Charophyceae; Charales; Characeae. The record is from the annotation of a GenBank genome assembly.
GCGAACACUCCAAACAAGAGUCCAAGCGCUAAUCCACAGAAAUGGGUGCCAAAUCAGGCUCGUCUCAGGGGAAAGCAGGACAAAUUCAGGGGAUGGAGAUAGAGGAGGAGGGGGCGGGCAAUCCUAGCCAGUCAGGUGAGGCGAUGGAUAUUUCGCAACAAGCCAGCAACGAUCUCAACACUUCCAUGGAAGCCUCAUCGGCCUCCAACCCGGCUACCCAAGGGGAAGCAACGUCAACACAAGGACAAGAGAAGGAAAUGAAGGGAGACUCAGACGAUGAAGAUUGGGAGGAGGAGGAGGAAGAGGAAGAAGAGGAGCCGGACACCCUGAUCAAGUGGAUCCAGACUGUUCACAACUUGCGAUGGGAACGACACAUUGAAUGUGAAAUCCACCUGGCACACCACAAGCACCUACGUAAUUUGAAACAGGCGACAGCAACGGAGGUAGGCACCGCUUCCACAAAUCGGUCUGAGAUUCUGAGAAGGGAACAGGAGCUGAACGAGUUCUACGCCUCUCAGUACAGAUGGAAAGCCCAACAACACAAAAAUGAUAUCACGGUGCAAAAUGCGGGGUACACCAAGCAGUUUGUCUGGCCCAAAAUGUACCAGCCGCAGGGGUGGAAGAGAUCUGAAAGGAAACGGAAGAUGCAGCAGGAAGGGACUGAUCAGGUUAGUCAAGAACGCCAGGACUCUGCUCUCUCGGAAGGAGAAUCAGUGGAACAGAGACUCGCCUCAACCGAAGAGGAUCAAAUGGAGGAGGAGAAGAGGCAAGCAGUAAUACUCGAGGCUCAAAUCGGCAUCCUCAAAGAGCAAAAGAGGGAGCUGGAAGAGGACACAACCAACCUGCAGAAGAUAGCAUACGCCCCGCACACGGACAUCCACGCAGCAGCCAAGCUCCAUGCAAAAAACAGCCUAGGAAAGAGAGUCCUCCUUCCCUACAGAUGGAACGAGGGGAACUCCAAUUGGGAAGUGGCGAUCCAUCGUUCACUACCGCUCAUCACAACAGAAGACAGCAACUCCUCAAGGGAAACACUGAGGAAGCUGCUAACAGAAGACAUCCCAACCCGAGCCUAUGUAGUGGGGAAUCUGGAGGAUGACAGAGAAGACUGAACGGACUCAGCAGGGGCCACGCAGAAAGUGGACUUCAGACCAAUCAUGAUAAAGCUGCACAGCACAG